Molecule: messenger RNA, 378 nt
Organism: Aphanomyces invadans
Lineage: Eukaryota; Oomycota; Saprolegniomycetes; Saprolegniales; Verrucalvaceae
Exons: 2
Coding region: 1-378 (125 amino acids)
Source: RefSeq, a predicted model, not a curated record
AUGUGCUCCAAGACAAACUUUCCACUCCUUCGGUUUGGCUUGGGCGGUCACUCGUUCUUCACUCUGUCAGGAGCGGACUACACGCUUUGCAUCGGCGCGACUUGCCUCGUUCUAAUCCAUGAAUCUGGCCAAGACAUGUGGACGCUCGGUGACGUGUUCCUCAAGAAGUACCUGAGUUUGUACGACAUCCAGACCAAGCAGGUUUCGUUUGCGUGUCCGCUUCAGGCGCUUCAUUGCGGCAACGAGUCCGCGGCGACCGCGUCCGUCGCCCGCCCUGUCCUCGACAACAUCAGCCUCAGCCUCCUCGAACCGCACACGAUCCUCAUUUUAUUUAUCAGCGGGUUCAGCAUCCUCGGGUACGUCCUUCCGAUGCUUUGA